Molecule: messenger RNA, 342 nt
Organism: Diaporthe amygdali
Lineage: Eukaryota; Fungi; Ascomycota; Sordariomycetes; Diaporthales; Diaporthaceae
Exons: 2
Coding region: 1-342 (113 amino acids)
Source: RefSeq, a predicted model, not a curated record
AUGCUCUACACCUUGGCCCCUGAAGUUCGAUCCUCAACAUUCGAUUACCUGACCAUUGAUCAAUUCAACAUCUUGAAAUUUACCCCAGAUACGCUCCCCGUCGGAGGCGUGAUUCCGCCGCAGUGCUUCGAGUGUUCGCUAGCCACUAACGCGCACAUAAACAAGCAAUUGCUCGACAUACUGUUUGGAAAAUUCGAGGCCCUGCGGAUCUCUUAUCACGCCGAGAAGGACGAGCGCAAGAAGCUUGAAGUCAAGCUUCAGAUAUCGACUUGCAAGAAAAGAAUAGACAAAGCCAUCGAGGAAUUGACAGCUUACCAAACCACUGCGGGAAAAAAGUGGUAA